Messenger RNA from Cryptosporidium muris RN66, 2181 nucleotides. RefSeq lists its product as uncharacterized. Gene Ontology annotation, biological process: intracellular signal transduction; protein phosphorylation. Gene Ontology annotation, cellular component: cytoplasm; nucleus. NCBI's taxonomy places the organism in Eukaryota, Apicomplexa, Conoidasida, Eucoccidiorida, Cryptosporidiidae. The coding region runs from base 1 to 2181 and encodes 726 amino acids. The transcript has a single exon. The record is from RefSeq and is a predicted model, not a curated record. Gene Ontology annotation, molecular function: protein serine/threonine kinase activity; ATP binding.
AUGGUUAUGUACAGGAAUUUAUUAGUUUGUUUAAUUAAUAUUUGGAUAUUAAGUCAACAGCUAUCAUUUGCCUUUCUUGAAUAUAUUGAAAAUAAGGACUUAAUGAAGACUUGUAUAAAUGAUGAAGUAAAUAGUAAUGAUGGUAUAUUUUCUUUAGAUAUAUAUGAUAAUUUCAAAAAAGUCUGUAGCUUAGAUAAAAAUACGACUAGAAUUGAUAUAUCUAAAGGUUUAGUAUCAGUUGAUAAAGGCAAUUAUCUAUUGUUAUACCGUAUAUACAUAUAUGACCUAUUAAGGAAAUUAACAAUACAUAAAUCUGAAAAUAAUGAUGCUAUGUUACAAUACUCUGGUGAUAAUAAUUUAAUUAUACAUCCCCUAUUACUUAAAAUAUCUAGUUCAGAUAUUAGUAAGAUAAAGAAAUUAACAACAGUUCCAUAUUCUUUAAGAAAAAAUAUAGAAAAAAGAAAAAUGUUACAAAUAGAAUAUAAUAUAAAACCUCUACUUGGAGAACCUGAAAAAGGUAAAGAUUUAAUUAUAUAUAGAAAUCAUUCACUUGUAUCCUAUUAUAGAAAUCGUAUUUUAAGUGGAAUGAAUGUUAAACAAUUGGCAAGAAAUAGUAUGAAACAGCAUAUAAGUGAUAAAUUGGUUAUAUCUAGCAAUUUACAUAUGGGCCAGGAAAACUGGCAUGAUGAAGGAUUUGUUAAAUAUUUUAAAUUUGGAAAAGGAUCUUUUGGAGAAGUUUGGCGUGGUUUAGCAUUCACUAAAUCUAUUGAAAGUUUUUUAGGAUAUUGUAGUGAAUCUGAAUUAUCCUUAUUAAGACAAAAUAAAAAUAAAUGGAAACGUGGUAAAAAUAUUGAUAUGGAAUUUCUACAUAUAUUAGAAGAAAUUUUACAAUAUGUAGAUAAAUAUAAAAAAUCUAUUUGUAUAAAUUUUCGAACUGAAAAAGUAGAAGAAGUAAGUGUUGUAGAUAUUGUAAUGAAAAGAAUGUUAACUGAAAUCCCAAGUUGGGAAAUAAAAUUAAGUGCAAUUAGGGAAGUAUUUUUUGGAGUAUUACUUUAUUGCAUGCCUCAUACUACAAGAUUUCUUCAUGUAUUUGAAGAAGAAAAUUUAGGAACUGAUUUAGAGAUAAAAUCAGAAAUAUGGCUUGUUUAUCGUUAUGAAGGAAUAAGUUUAUAUAAUUUAUUAUUUACAGCUGAUGAAAAUGGGAAAGUUAUCCCAAGUAAAUUUUGGUGGAGACAUAUUAAAAAUAGAAUAAAUGAAAAACUACCAAAAUGUAAAAAUAAGAAUUGUAAAAAAACCAAUUUUCAAGAUUUACUUAGAGAAUUUAUGUAUCAAUUAAUAAAAUGUUUAUCAAUAAUUCAUUCAAUGGGAAUAGUACAUAGAGAUAUUAAACCAUCUAAUAUAUUAAUAAGUAUAAUAUCUAAUGAAUCAAAUUUAAAUUCAUAUUAUCUUCGUUUAGCAGAUUGGGGAAGUGCAAUAUUAGAAAAAAAAUCACAAUUACUUUUUGAAAAUUUUCCUAUCUCUAUUUUAAACAAACUUUAUGGAAAUUUUGGACCUUCAUAUCAUGAUGAAACUGAAGGAUAUCAACCACCAGAAGUUCAAUUUAAUUCUUUUAUUUAUAAUCCAACUAAAUCUAAAAUGGAUAUCUUUGAAAAUACAAGAUUAGCCUCAUAUGAUAUGUGGAGUGCUGGAGUAGUAAUGUUACAAAUUAUAUGGGGAAAUUUACAAGUUUUUUCAGUUCUUAAUGAUGAUACAAAAUUUCAACAUUUACUCUUACGUGCUAAUCGAUAUAUUGAAAAUAUGCUUAAUUCAAAUUUAUUUAAUUUUUCUGUUUCUCAAGCUAAUAAUUUAAAAAAGGAUAUUAUGUAUAGAUUAGCUUUAAUGAGAUUAUGUUUAUUAGAUUCUAAAGAUGAUAUCAGUUGGGUUCAAAAUAUUUUAAAUAAUUUCUUAUCAACCAUUGGUACAAAUUCAUCUUCAGUUUUAUCUGGAAUAUCUAAAUCAUGUACAGAUGAAGAAUUUUCAAAUAUACUUAAACAAUUUGAUCCCUCUGGAAUAGGUUUAGAUAGUCUUGAAGCAAUGAAAUUUUUGAAAUCUCUCCUAAAUCCUUCAAGUAAAGACAGAAUUACAGCUAAAAGUGCAUUACAACAUGCUUACUUUAAGGAAAAUAAAUUCAAUUAUGAAUAA